Nannospalax galili (Upper Galilee mountains blind mole rat) is the source of this 3203-nucleotide messenger RNA. It is a transcript of the gene Lgr6, whose product is annotated as leucine rich repeat containing G protein-coupled receptor 6. Bases 232 to 3129 code for a protein of 965 amino acids. Gene Ontology annotation, biological process: G protein-coupled receptor signaling pathway. The record is from RefSeq and is a predicted model, not a curated record. The transcript has 18 exons. NCBI's taxonomy places the organism in Eukaryota, Metazoa, Chordata, Mammalia, Rodentia, Spalacidae. Gene Ontology annotation, molecular function: protein-hormone receptor activity; protein binding. Gene Ontology annotation, cellular component: membrane.
CAGCCUGUGAAAUUGAAUAACGAAGAUCACACAACAAUGCCUGCCCCUCUCUGACUGCACCGUCCCGCCGCUGCCGCCGCCGCGCCCAAGCUAAACCAAGCAGAGCGGGGCGGUCCCCACCGACGGCGCAGCCCUCGGUCCCGGCCAGGGACCUGGAGGCGAGCCGCGCGCUCACUGCGCUGCGCGCCCGCCUGUGCACCGGCCAGGUGGCCUCGCAGCCCAGCUGCUGAGAUGCCCAGCCCUCCCGGGCUCCGGGCGCUGUGGCUUUGCGCUGCGCUAUGCGCUUCCGCGUGCACCAGCAGCGACCCUCAGCCUGGCCCGGAGCGCGCCUCCUGCCCUGCUCCCUGCCACUGCCAGGAGGACGGCAUCAUGCUGUCCGCUGACUGCUCUGAGCUCGGGCUCUCGGUGGUGCCAGGGGACCUGGACCCCCUGACAGCUUACCUAGACCUCAGCAUGAACAACCUCACGGAGCUUCAGCCAGGCCUCUUCCGCCACCUGCGCUUCUUGGAAGAGCUGCGGCUCUCCGGGAAUCAUCUCUCACACAUCCCAGGACAAGCAUUCUCUGGCCUUUACAGCCUGAAAAUCCUGAUGCUGCAGAACAACCAGCUCCAAGGGAUCCCAGCAGAGGCGCUGUGGGAGCUGCCCAGCCUGCAGUCACUGCGCCUAGAUGCCAACCUCAUCUCCCUGGUCCCUGAGAGGAGCUUUGAGGGACUGUCCUCCCUCCGCCACCUCUGGCUGGAUGACAAUGCACUCGCCGAGAUCCCUGUCAGAGCCCUCAACAACCUUCCUGCCCUGCAAGCUAUGACCCUGGCUCUCAACCACAUCCACCACAUCCCUGACUACGCCUUUCAGAACCUCACCAGCCUUGUGGUGCUGCAUCUACAUAACAACCGCAUCCAGCAUGUGGGGACCAACAGCUUCCAGGGGCUGCACAAUCUGGAGACACUAGACCUGAACUAUAAUGAGCUGCAGGAGUUCCCCGUGGCCAUCCGGACCCUGGGAAGACUACAGGAACUGGGUUUCCACAACAACAACAUCAAGGCUAUCCCAGAGAAGGCCUUCAUGGGCAACCCUCUUCUGCAGACAAUACAUUUUUAUGACAACCCAAUCCAGUUUGUGGGAAGGUCGGCAUUCCAGUACUUGCCUAAACUACACACGCUAUCCCUAAAUGGUGCCACUGACAUCCAGGAGUUCCCAGACCUCAAAGGCACCACUAGCCUGGAGAUCCUGACCCUGACCCGCGCAGGCAUCCGGCUGCUCCCACCAGGAAUGUGCCAACAGCUGCCCAGGCUCCGAAUCCUGGAGCUGUCUCAUAAUCAGAUCAAGGAGCUGCCCAGCCUGCACAGGUGUCAGAAGUUGGAGGAAAUCGGCCUUCAACACAACAGAAUCUGGGAAAUUGGUGCUGACACCUUCAGCCAGCUGAGCUCCUUACAAGCCCUAGAUCUAAGUUGGAAUGCCAUCCGAUCCAUCCACCCUGAGGCCUUCUCCACCCUGCGCUCUUUGGUCAAGCUGGACCUGACUGACAACCAGCUGACCACACUGCCCCUGGCCGGGCUUGGGGGCCUGAUGCACCUGAAGCUCAAAGGGAACCUGGCUCUGUCUCAGGCCUUCUCCAAGGACACUUUCCCCAAACUGAGGAUCCUGGAGGUGCCCUAUGCCUACCAGUGCUGUGCCUAUGGCAUCUGUGCCAGCUUCUUCAAGACCUCUGGGCAGUGGCAGGCUGAGGACUUACACCUGGAGGAAGAAGAGGCUCCAAAGAAGACCCUGAAUCUCCUGGCUGGACAAGCAGAGAACCACUAUGACCUGGACCUGGAUGAGCUCCAGCUGGAGAUGGAAGACUCAAAGCCACACCCUAAUAUUCAGUGCAGCCCUGUUCCAGGCCCCUUCAAGCCCUGUGAGCACCUAUUUGAGAGCUGGGGCAUCCGCCUUGCCGUGUGGGCCAUCGUACUGCUCUCGGUGCUCUGUAACGGACUUGUGUUGCUCACAGCCUUUGCGGGCGGGCCCGGCCCGCUUCCCCCAGUCAAGCUUGUGGUAGGUGCAAUCGCAGGCGCCAACACCUUGACUGGCAUCUCCUGCGGCCUCCUGGCCUCCGUGGACGCCUUGACCUUCGGCCAGUUCGCGGAGUAUGGAGCCCGCUGGGAGAUGGGGCUGGGCUGCCAGGCCACCGGCUUCCUGGCGGUGCUGGGGUCGGAGGCGUCGGUACUGUUGCUCACUCUGGCGGCGGUGCAGUGCAGCGUCUCGGUGUCCUGCGUCCGGGCCUACGGGAAGGCACCGUCGCCGGGCACCGUCCGGGCGGGCGCGCUUGGGUGCUUGGCGCUGGCGGCGCUGGCCGCCGCCCUGCCGCUGGCCUCGGUCGGGGAGUAUGGCGCCUCCCCGCUCUGCCUGCCCUACGCCCCACCCGAGGGCCGGCCGGCCGCCCUGGGCUUCGCUGUGGCCCUGGUGAUGAUGAACUCCCUCUGCUUCCUGGUGGUGGCCGCUGCCUUCAUCAAGCUCUACUGUGACCUGCCGCGGGGCGACUUUGAGGCCGUGUGGGACUGCGCCAUGGUGCGGCACGUGGCCUGGCUCAUCUUUGCAGAUGGCCUCCUCUACUGCCCCGUGGCCUUCCUCAGCUUCGCCUCCAUGCUGGGCCUCUUCCCUGUCACCCCUGAGGCCAUCAAGUCUGUGCUUCUGGUGGUGCUGCCGCUGCCUGCCUGCCUCAACCCACUGAUCUACCUGCUCUUCAACCCCCACUUCCGGGACGACCUUCGGAGGCUCUGGCCGAGCCCGAGGGCAGAACCCCUAGCCUAUGUGGCCGGGGAGCUGGAAAAGAGCUCCUGCGACUCCACCCAGGCGCUGGUGGCCUUCUCUGAUGCGGACCUUAUUCUGGAAGCUUCUGAGGCUGGGCAGCCUCCUGGGCUGGAGACCUAUGGCUUCUCCUCAGUGACCCUUAUCCCCUGUCAGCAGCCAGGGGGCACCAGGCUGGAGGCAAACCAUUUUGUAGAGCUUGAGGGUACCCACUUUGGAAACCCACAGCCCUCCAUGAAUGGAGAACUGCUGCUGAGGGCAGAGGGAAGCACAUUGAUGGGCCGGGGUUCCUCGGUGGGUGGAGUCUUCUGGCCCUCUGGCUCUCUCUUUGCCUCUCACUUGUAAAUAAAUAUCCCUCCCCAUUUGUUCUCCCUCCUCCCAAUGAUGGCUGCUUUAAAAUAAAUACAACCUGAACUCCA